AUGGCGCCAAAGCGCAAGGCAACCUCCCCAGUGCGACCUCCAUCGUCGAAGAAACAGCACACCGUGUCACCCAAGAAGAGCUCCAGUCCAAAUGGCUACGACCACUCCCGCAUCGCUGAGAAAUUCGGCAUCGUGCAACGCGAAUUCUAUCCACCGGAAAUGAGCAACGAACGAUGCGCCAUGUACAAUAACAACGAAAUACCCCGGCCGAUCGAAAGCUUGAACACUGUUCUCGCAGAGACAAAAGCUGCGCGAGAAAAGAUCGUACCAGGAGAGAGCGUCGUGCAUUGGUUCAAACGCGAUCUGAGGAUAUUCGAUAACAAAGCCUUACAUAUGGCGAGCGAAAAAGCGAAGAGCAAAGGCGUGCCUUUGAUUUGUGUGUUUAUUGUGAGCCCGCAGGAUUACCAGGCGCAUUUGACGAGCUCGGCGAGAGUGGAUUUUGAGCUAAGGAGCCUGGAAGUGCUGAGAGGAGAUUUGGCGGACAGGGAUAUACCGUUAUUUGUGAAGACUGUUGAGGAAAGGAAGGAAGUUCCGGCUUUUAUACUGGAGAAGUGUGAGGAGUGGGGAGCUAAGCACGUGUACUGCAAUAUCGAGUAUGAGGUGGAUGAGCUGAGGAGGGAAGCAAAGAUGGUGAAGCUGGCCCUAAAGAAGGGCAUUGCUUUUGAUGUGGUGCAUGAUGAUGUGGUUGUGGCACCCGGAGAUCUUGCGAGUGGGCAGGGAAAGCAAUAUUCCGUCUAUUCGCCUUGGUUUCGUGCUUGGGUCAAGUAUAUCCAUGAACAUCCGCACCUGCUCAACGCACACGACGAACCACAGCAAAAUCCAUCCACCGCCCGUUCGAAGUUCAGAUCUCUGUUCGACGCCGAGAUACCCUCAGCUCCGCCGAACAAGACUUUGACUGAAGAAGAACAAAAACGAUUCGCCAACUUCUGGCCAGCAGGCGAACACGAAGCUCGCGAGCGUCUCGAUCGCUUCCUCAACGACAAAGUUGGCAAAUACAAAGAUACCCGCAAUUUCCCCGCCGAGAACAGCACAGCCAUGCUCUCUGUCCACUUCUCGGCUGGUACACUGGCCGCUCGCACUGCAGUCCGCUCAGCCCGGGACGUCAAUAGCACCAAGAAGCUCGACGGCGGCAACGCAGGCAUCACAGGUUGGAUCUCCGAAGUCGCUUGGCGAGACUUCUACAAGCACGUUCUUGCCAAUUGGCCUUACAUCUGCAUGUUCAAGCCGUUCAAGUACGAAUACUCGGCCAUUGAAUGGGAAUACAACGAAGAGCAAUUUGAUCGAUGGUGCAAAGGAAAUACCGGUUUCCCCAUCGUGGACGCGGCAAUGCGCCAGGCGAACUAUAUGGGCUACAUGCAUAACCGCUGCCGCAUGAUCGUAGCCUCGUUCCUCGCCAAGGACCUCCUAAUCGAUUGGCGCAUGGGCGAACGCUACUUCAUGGAACAUCUCAUCGAUGGGGACUUCGCUUCGAAUAACGGAGGCUGGGGCUUCUCGGCUUCCACGGGCGUCGAUCCACAACCUUACUUCCGGAUUUUCAACCCUUUAUUGCAGAGUGAGAAAUUUGACAAGGAAGGACAUUACAUCAGGAAGUGGGUUCCCGAAUUGGCAGGGAUUGAGGGAAUCGCUAUUCACGAUCCGUAUGGGAGAGGGAAGGGGAAAGAGGCGGAGAAGAAUGGGUAUCCGAGGGCUAUGGUUGAUCAUAAGCAGGCGAGGGAGAGGGCUUUGGAGAGGUAUAAGGGGGGCUUAGGGAGGGCGACGGCGAAUGUCGGGGGUGGGGUGCAUAAUUGA
Lecanosticta acicola is the source of this 1788-nucleotide messenger RNA. The record is from the annotation of a GenBank genome assembly. NCBI's taxonomy places the organism in Eukaryota, Fungi, Ascomycota, Dothideomycetes, Mycosphaerellales, Mycosphaerellaceae.